This is a messenger RNA of Penicillium macrosclerotiorum, 1920 nucleotides long. RefSeq names its product aldehyde dehydrogenase family protein. Gene Ontology annotation, molecular function: aldehyde dehydrogenase (NAD+) activity. Lineage: Eukaryota; Fungi; Ascomycota; Eurotiomycetes; Eurotiales; Aspergillaceae. The transcript has 3 exons. The record is from RefSeq and is a predicted model, not a curated record. The coding region runs from base 1 to 1920 and encodes 639 amino acids.
AUGGAUCGACCCCUUUCAUCCAUUCUGCUGUCCCUGCGUGCAUUCGCAGAUACCCAUGGCUCCUGUCUAACGGCCGAACACGCCCAAUUGAUUGGAGCCGGGCUCCUGUCCCUGGUUGCUCUCUACGCGGGGUACCUUUACAUUCUGAGCCGGCGAGAGGCUGCUGUCACCUUCAACGUGCCAUUGCCAUCGGAAGUUCGCAACAGUGGGUCUGGAAAGAAGUGGGAUGAGGUUAAAGGAGUGGAGAAGCGCUUGCUGGAGGACCAGGUUCGGGGGGUAUGGAAUGACCAAUUGAUUAUGAGCUAUUGCCCUGCCGAUGGACGUGUCUUGGGUAAUGGAAUUAAACCGGCGAAGGUUGAGGAUGUCAAUGAUGCUGUGCGGGCUGCGAAGGCUGCGCAGCGCGAAUGGGCCACGACCACUUUCUCCGAGCGCCGGAAGGUUCUUCGGACUCUGUUGAAGUACGUCCUCGACCAUCAAGAUGACAUCGUGACCGCAUGCUGCCUCGACUCCGGCAAGACCAAAGUGGAUGCCUCUUUCGGUGAAAUUCUGGUGACAGCUGAGAAGCUCAAAUGGACCCUCGACCACGGUGAGAAGGCGCUGCUCUCAUCACGCCGACCCACGAACUUUCUUAUGAUGUACAAAAAGAACAUGGUGACCUAUGAACCUCUUGGUGUUGUAUCCGCUGCUGUAUCUUGGAACUAUCCUUUCCACAACUUCAUCGGUCCUGUUAUAAGUGCCUUGUUUACCGGCAAUGCCAUUAUCGUGAAGCCAUCUGAACAAACCGCCUGGUGCUCCGCCUUCUUCUUGGACAUCGUCCGCGGCGCUCUCUCCAGCUGCGGCCACUCGCGCGAUCUGGUUCAACUCGCCGUCUGCCUGCCUGCCGUCGCUGACAAGCUAACCUCCCACCCGGACAUCGCUCACCUAACCUUCAUUGGCUCGCGCCCCGUUGCGCACAAAGUCUGCGCCUCGGCUGCCAAAUCCCUCACCCCCGUAACCGUCGAGUUAGGCGGCAAAGACCCCGCCGUCAUCCUCGAUGACGCUCGCACAGUCCGCAACUUGCCCGCCAUCGCUUCGAUCCUCAUGCGCGGCGUCUUCCAAUCCGCUGGUCAGAACUGCAUUGGCGUCGAGCGCGUAGUCGCCCUCCCCGGCACCUAUGACAAGCUCAUCGAGCUCGUCAAGCCGCGCAUCCAAGCCCUCCGCCUCGGCUCCAUCCUCCUUGAUACCCCCGCCAACUCCACUACAACCCCUGACAUGGGCGCUAUGAUCUCGCCCGCCUCUUUCGACAAAUUGGAGGGUCUGAUCUCCGAAGCCAUCGCCCAAGGCGCCCGCCUGCUUGCCGGCGGCAAGCGCUACUCGCACCCCAAGCAUCCGCAAGGCCACUAUUUCGCGCCGACCCUCCUGGUCGAUGUCACCCGGGACAUGCGGAUCGCGCAAGAAGAACUCUUCGCGCCAGUGUUCCUCGUAAUGCGAGCCUCAAACGUGCCCGACGCGAUCGCCAUCGCAAACUCGACUGUCUACGCGCUCGGCGCAAGCGUCUUCGGGCACCACGCCGCCGACGUACAGGCCUGUGUGUCCGGGAUCGAGGCGGGCAUGGUGUCUGUCAACGACUUCGGUGCGUACUACGCUGUGCAGCUGCCUUUCGGCGGCGUGAAGGGCUCCGGAUACGGGCGCUUUGCGGGCGACGAGGGCUUGCGCGGGCUGUGCAAUCUCAAAGCCGUUUGCGUGGACCGGUUUCCGAAGCUGAUGGGAACUGCGAUUCCGCCGCGGGUGGACUACCCCAUCCAGAAGCGGGAGGGCGCAUCCGGGGCGAAAGAUGGGACCUCGGCAUGGGAGAUGUGCAAGGGUGUCGUGGAGACUGGGUACCAGAUUACGCUUGGAGGGCGAGUUGCUGGUAUUCUGCGAUUGCUCGGGAAUAUGUAG